Danaus plexippus (monarch butterfly) is the source of this 2773-nucleotide messenger RNA. RefSeq lists its product as uncharacterized. The record is from RefSeq and is a predicted model, not a curated record. Lineage: Eukaryota; Metazoa; Arthropoda; Insecta; Lepidoptera; Nymphalidae. Bases 193 to 1989 code for a protein of 598 amino acids. The transcript has 9 exons. Gene Ontology annotation, molecular function: GTPase activity; calcium channel regulator activity; GTP binding. Gene Ontology annotation, cellular component: plasma membrane.
GCCCGAACCUCGGUACCGGACGGACGUAUCGAGUGUUUACGUAAAUAAGUGUUUUAUUGAGUUUCUAUUUUUCUUGUAAUUUAUUACUGAAACACCCAUCAAUAUCGUGAUUAAAAUAGGCUUGAAGCGCUGCCUCGAUUAAACGGUUAGUGGGAGAUGAAUCUUCGAACGUGGCGCUGAAGGCGAAAACUAAUGAUGGCGGUGAACAGCCCGAGUGGGUAUCCCCCACUUUCUCCAAAGCCACUUACACCAAAAAGUCCUCGGCACUUUGUUUUUCCACAAAAGAGUCCUUCAAUAACCUCAAGUACCUCCUCCUCGGGGUAUUACACACCUCAGUCAGGUUGCAGUUACGACAAGCACGGUCCACCUAAGAGUCCUCUUGCUCAUGGUCACCAUAGUCCUGCCAGUCCCCGGCAUUUCCACAUUCCGCAAGUUGCUGAAUCACCAUCACGUACCAGCCCAAGCAAUUUCGAGCGUCCCCACCAUGGUCUUCAUUACACCACAUCUCUGAAGCACAGCCGGCGAGAAAAGUCCAGAUCCCCGAAGCCUCCCCCUGUGCAUAUUCACACAAAUCCGGGUUACGUGUCCCCGAACCGAACAAGGAAGUUAUUUAGCUCUACUUCCACAGUAAGCUCACCGCGAAUGGUGACGUCACCGAGUAUAAUAUCGAGUCACACUGAUGAUUCAACGGAUGCUAUGCCAGGAACGCCUUCAGCGAUUGUCAAUGACGCUGAUGAUGAAGCUACGGAGACUUCUUCCCGCAUUUGCCGCAAGUCUACUUCGGAUUUGACUGAUUUAACUGACGACACCCCUCAAACUCGAUCUACGAGCAUCAGUAGACCAUGUUCACCAAUGCGAAGAGGUUCUAUGAAAGGCGGUCUAGCCUAUUUGGCUAGCAGACGCGGUUCAAGAGAGUCAACAAUAUCAAAUUGUGAUUCAGUAGAAGAUAUUGGCCCUCUUAAUUUUCAAAACACCAUGCGUGGUCGACAGCGCCGGACUUCAAACUUUUUGGAAUUACCAGUGGUCGAACAUUCAAGGCCUCGGGUGUGUUCUCUACCGGAGAAGCCUUACAAUCCUCGCUUGUCGGAUGACCUGUACAGACUUCGAACUUUCUCCAUCACAAACAAAGGGGGAGUCGUCAACUGUGGGGACUCAAUCUGCAACAGGCGCAGUCGAUCUAAUACAUCUGUAAAUUCUACUAACAGCCGCGCAUCAGACAGAUCACCUUUCGAUGGCUCUUGCUGUUCAGGAUACCGGCCUGUAGACUCCGCCAGUCUUGACACACCAGAUGAAGACGACCUUGAUCCGAUACCAAAGUACCGUGUAGUGUUGCUCGGUGACGCGGGUGUUGGUAAGACUGCUUUAGUCUCACAAUUCAUGACCUCAGAAUACAUGAACACGUACGACGCGAGUCUUGAUGAUGAAUUUGGUGAGAAGUCGGUGUCUGUGCUACUGGACGGAGAGGAAUCAGAACUUAUAUUCAUUGAUCAUCCCAGCACGGAAAUGUCGGUGGAAAAUUGCUUAUCAACAUACGAGCCCCAUGCAUGUGUCGUGGUCUACUCCGUGGUGGCCAAGAGCUCAUUUAUAAGAGCUGGAGAACUAUUAUCUUAUCUUGCCAGAGAACAGUUCACUGUGGAUAGGACAGCUGUUCUGGUUGGAAAUAAGGCGGACCUGGCCAGAGCUAGACAAGUAUCCACCAACGAGGGUAAGGCACUGGCCACAUCCAAGGACAGCAAAUUUAUAGAAACCUCGUCUGGAAUACAACACAAUGUCGACGAACUGCUGGUCGGUAUUCUGAAACAAAUACGCUUAAAGGAAAGUCGGGACAAAAAGCAAGCGAAGAAGAACAACAAGCAGGAAUCCAAACCAUCAAAGCUGGCGAGCUCACGAACCCACAUUUCCCUCAGCAUCGCUCGGGAAUUACUCCAGAAGAUCUGUAUAAACGACAUAUCGAAGUCAAAAUCUUGUGAAAAUCUGCACGUUUUGUAAUUCACUACCUAAUAAGUGUUGAGAUAUUUGUGAUCUUUCUAGUCACUUAAUUCUCUACUGUCACACAUUUAUUCUGUAUUAAGUUAGUAUUCUAUGUGAUUUCGUACAAAUACAUAUACUUUUAAGUUUAGUUACACCCUUUAUUAUCUUUAUUAUAAAGCUAAGUUUGUUAAUCUUAUACCUUUACAUACAUCUUGUUAGAAAUAAUUUUAUAAUACUAUCAACCACAAUGUACACUAUUGAUUAAGUUAAUAUAUAACAUUUCUAUAAGAAGCCAAAGCCCUUAUCUAUAAAUAAAAUAUAUAUAUAUAUAUAAUUAAAUUGAUGUUCUCUUUAAAAAAAAAAAUCUUUUUAAACGUGUUUCACAGAUUAUAUUAAAUUAUUAUACAUAAUUAUACACCCGUGGAAUAACAUGGCUUUUAUCAUACCAGGGUCUCAUCGUGGUAUUUUGCAUAAAACAUUUGUGGCUAUACCUAAAAUAUAUACUAAAAUAAUAUCAUAAAGUUAAGUGAAGCUGUCGCCUCUUUACACGUGUAGUUUGUUAUGAAUCAUAACUUAUGCCUUCAUCAUUAUAUCCUUAAGGCCUGAUAUACAAUACUAAUAACGAUUUAUUCUUAGACUCUAGACGAAUGAGAUGAUAACUCUUCCAAUUGAAUAAAUAAUAAAAUUAAAUACAUACAGAUACACUUGGUGUCUCGUGUGAUAAUGUUAUCUUGUUCAAAAGUUGAGCUUCCCUAUUUAAUGAUGCAUCCGUAAAUUGUGGAUAAAAUUGCCUAUGAUUGAA